Molecule: messenger RNA, 5118 nt
Organism: Melanotaenia boesemani (Boeseman's rainbowfish)
Lineage: Eukaryota; Metazoa; Chordata; Actinopteri; Atheriniformes; Melanotaeniidae
Gene: acsl3b
Product: acyl-CoA synthetase long chain family member 3b
Exons: 15
Coding region: 321-2456 (711 amino acids)
Biological process (GO): neuron differentiation; long-chain fatty-acyl-CoA metabolic process; long-chain fatty acid metabolic process
Cellular component (GO): endoplasmic reticulum; plasma membrane; lipid droplet
Molecular function (GO): long-chain fatty acid-CoA ligase activity
Source: RefSeq, a predicted model, not a curated record
GGGCUGGCAGCACUGGCCCGGCGAUUCUCUGAUUUAUUUUAUUUUCGUUUUUAUAACUAACUUACAGUACAGAUUUGUUUAAAGAAAUUGCGUGUUAACAGUUUAUGUCAAUGUCCUACCAGAGCUGUAUUUACAAGGAGAAAUGUACUAGUGUCCCCACCGCAGCGAUUCAGACAUAGCGGUUGAGAAGAGGUCUGGUUGCUUUGCUGCACCUACAACCUUGAGUGUUUGCCACAGGCCAUAAUACUCAGCAGAGCAGGGACCAGUGCAGUGCACUGUCAGGGUUAGACUCAUCUCCAGCAUUGACUUCAUCUUCAAAGAUGAAGUUGAAGGAGGAUAUGAACCCCCUGCUGCUGCAGGUGUUCCGCUCUGUGGUCUGGGUCUACUCUGUCAUCACCUUCUUACCCUGGUACUUCUUCUCCGGAGCUGGGACUAAUUUGGAACGAGCCCGUCGGAUCAAGGCACGUUCAGUCAGCGGACGCCCAGCAGGACCUUACAGAGCCAUCAGUAGCCAAGAGAAGCUGGUAGCAUGGCUGCAUCCUGGAGUAGACACCCUGGACAAAAUGUUUGAACAUGCUGCAAGGAAGUUUCCAAAGAGAGAUUGCCUGGGUACCAGAGAGGUGCUCAGUGAGGAGGAUGAACUUCAGCCCAAUGGGAAAGUGUUCAAAAAGGUAAUUCUGGGAAACUAUAACUGGCUCUCGUAUGAGGAGACCUACCAUGCAGCGAAGUGCUUUGGCAGUGGUCUGGCAGCUCUUAAUCAGAGGCCUCAUUGUAACAUCGCCAUCAUCUGUGAGACCAGAGCGGAAUGGAUUGUGACAGCACAAGCCUGCUUCAUGUACAAUUUUCCACUUGUAACCCUGUACGCAACUCUUGGACCUGUGGCAAUUGCUCACGGUCUCAACGAGACGAACGUCACACACAUCAUCACCAGCAAAGAACUGCUUCAGAGCCGUCUCAAGGCAAUUCUGUGUGAUGUGCCAAAGCUGCGGUACAUCAUUGUAGUGGACAGUAAACCCACCAGCUGGCCAGACAUCCCCAGGGGCAUCAUGGUAUAUAACAUGGACACUGUAAAGGAACUGGGAUCCAAACCUGAUAAUAUUGCAAUAAAUCGCAGACAGCCGAAGCCCUCAGACAUCGCUGUCAUCAUGUACACCAGCGGCUCCACAGGCAUCCCCAAGGGUGUCAUGAUCUCCCAUGGCAACGUCAUUGCUGGCAUCACAGGCAUGGCUGAGCGGAUCCCUAACCUCAAUGAGACAGACACCUACAUUGGUUACCUACCACUGGCCCAUGUUUUAGAGCUCAGCGCAGAAAUGGUGUGCAUCUCACAUGGCUGUCGCAUUGGCUACUCCUCUCCUCAAACUCUAGCUGAUCAGUCCACCAAAAUCAAGAAGGGCAGUAAAGGAGAUACCACUGUGCUGAAACCUACUCUUAUGGCUGCUGUACCCGAAAUCAUGGAUAGAAUCUACAAGAAUGUCAUGACCAAAGUGGAGGAAAUGAGCAAAUUCCAGAAGACACUUUUUGUGCUGGCUUACAACUACAAGAUGGAACAGAUCUCGAAGGGUUACAGUACACCUAUCUGUGACAGUCUGGUGUUCAAGCGAGUGCGGGGGCUCUUGGGAGGGAACACACGGGUGUUGCUUUCUGGAGGAGCUCCGCUAUCAGCUGCCACACAACGCUUCAUGAACAUCUGUAUGUGCUGUCCUGUGGGGCAGGGCUACGGCCUGACGGAGACCUGUGGAGCUGGCACCAUCAGUGAGAUGUGGGACUACAGCACGGGACGGGUUGGUGCUCCAUUGGUUUGUUCAGAGAUCACACUGAAGGACUGGGAAGAAGGUGGUUACUACAGCACAGACAAACCCAACCCACGGGGAGAAAUUUUGAUUGGCGGACCUAAUGUAACCAUGGGUUACUACAAAAAUGAAGGCAGGAACUGUGAGGACUUUUUUGUGGAUGCGAAUGGCCAGAGAUGGUUCUGCACAGGAGACAUUGGAGAAUUCCACCCUGAUGGAUGCCUUAAGAUUAUUGAUCGUAAGAAAGACCUGGUGAAACUGCAGGCAGGCGAAUAUGUUUCUCUUGGAAAAGUGGAAGCUGUUCUAAAGAACUGCCCACUCAUAGACAAUAUCUGUGCCUAUGCCAACAGUGACCAGUCAUAUGUGAUCAGCUUUGUGGUGCCUAACCACAAGCAGCUAAUGGCACUUGCAGAGGAAAUGAAAGUCAAGGGCACGUUGGAAGAGAUCUGCAACAGCCCCCAGAUGGAGAAAGAGGUCCUUCGCGUCAUUACUGAGGCUGCAAUCUCAGCAAAACUGGAGCGAUUUGAGAUUCCCAAGAAGAUCCGGCUGAGCGCUGAACCCUGGACACCAGAGACUGGUUUGGUCACUGAUGCAUUCAAACUGAAACGCAAAGAGCUGAAAACGCACUACCAAGAGGACAUUGAGAGGAUGUAUGGUGGAAAAUAACGCAAAGAUACACUCCAAACAACACAUGCAACUUGAACAUACACAGUGAGCUCAAAGACCACUACCAAGACUACUUCGAAAGGACUUAUAAUUCAGAUACAGAAAACAAACAUAUAUAAAUAUAUAUUUCAGACAUACAACGAAACAUUUACCACCUCCUCAGCUUCUCUGCAACCAGUAUUGAUCAAAGCAGGAGGGGGGGGACAAAAAUCUUGAAUCAAGCUUUAUGCUUUCAGUCAAGACCAAGAGACAGAAAGGACCCUCGCAGACAACUGAGCCAGCCAGGCACGUACGCUUCAGUUCAAUAACAACUCCACUUUGAUGGAUUUAGCCCUUUGAGUUGCUAUGACUACCAAAGUGGCAGACGAAAUCAGACUUCUGCAUGACUCAAAAUACAGUGAAUGUCAGGCUAGAUGUAUAUGAAUCUGUCGACGCAUCCUCUAUGUUGCUUUUUUUCCCCCUUGCACCUGUUCUUUGGAGCAUCACACCAAUACAGCUCAGUUGUAAAUGUGCAGAUACCUGGCAGAAACACAGGGUGGCAUGAGUCUGGAAGAGGGAUCUCUCCUAGGCUCCACGUAAUUUUCAGGUUUGAAUCUUUGCAGGGAUAUCUUUUCUCUUAAAUAAUGUUUGUUCUUUUAUUAUAAUAUUUUUUUAUUUUAUUUGUGUUGCAAUGUUUAUGUUUGGAUUGUCAGCUUUGGAACCCACAUGUAAUUUUUCUAUGAUGAAUUGGUGUUGCAAAGCCAUGAGAGAUUGAGCAUUAGGAUGUGUUAAUAUGCUUUUUGUUUUUGUAUACUGUUACUUAAAGGGUGCAUUUUGGGGGAUGGGAUUCCUUUUUUUGUAUGCUCAUUUUGUAUUUCCUUUUUGUUAAUGCUAACUGUACUUUAAUGAGCUUUGUUUACAAGCUUUUUUUUAGGUAAUUUUUUCCUUUAACUUUCUGCUGUCCCACAUUUAGUGGGUUUUUUUUGCAUGCAUGUUUACUGACUUGAGUCAAACCCUGCUCCCAGAUAUAAUAGCAGGGUCAAACAUCAGUGGCAGACGGAAUCCAUUGAGCUUUUACAUCGGUUAGGACUUCUUGUUUCAUUGUCAUACACUAACCCUGCCACGUCAGCCCUGUAUUCCUCCAGCUGUGACCAAUGCUCCGUAUGGAUGUUUCCAAGGGAACUUAGCUUACAAUAGAAAAAAUAGUUAAAUUAGUCAACAUUUCUUUUAUUAAUUGCUGUUCCAGUUAGUUUUUGGUGCAGCUGUACAUGUUGUUCUAUUUACCAUAGGAUAGUCACUUUUAACCUUAUUUUUUACAUACAAAUAUGAAAUACAAGAUGAAUGUGCAAUAUUUAUACUCAAAUUUUAACUUUGUAAGAAGGAAACUAUGGCAUAGACAGCAGUCCCUCUGUAGUGUAUUAAUGUUUAAGCCUCCACUUGAAUGCAUAAUUAAAGGCUUACAGGAAAGGAACAUUACAGAAAUGAGGAUGGUAGAGACACUGAUAAGGGCGUUUAGAUGUAGCCUGUUGUAAACGUACUGUGCUGAAAAUGUAAAGUGAAAAUGAAAUAUUUGGCAUUGUAGAAACUGCAUGAUGAAAAGUGUGCAACUGUACCAAAGCACCUGAAUAGAAGACAAAAACGCACUCCAUUCAAGCAGCUGAAAAAAUAGGAUGCACUCCAUUUUAAGUGAGUAUAUAGGAUAAACUCGGAUCACUUCAGAGUUCUGGUAACCAUUCCAUAUAUUUAGACUGGUUGAUGUGUAUGAUACUGUAUAUGCAGUGUAUAUAGAAGACUGCAGUAGUACAGGAUUCUGUCACCUGCCAUCAAGUUUAAUUCAUAGAAAUCAUAUAUUGAUUACAGUAGUUUUCAGAUUGGUGAUAUUUAAUGAAUGAAUUGCAGUGUUGCAAGUGAAUUUUUUCUUCAGUAUUUCGUUUUAGACUGAAGAUGAAGCGAUGUUUGGUCAGUGGCCCUUUGUAAGGUGAACAUCUUUUUGCCGCCUUCUUUUCUGCUUUGCUUGUACUAAAGACAAAUGGCUUUGACAAAGGUGAAGUCAGGUACUCUUAUACAAUCUCUUAUCAGAUGUCCACUAGCUUUAGUUUGUAAAAGUUUGACCAUACUAUAAACACAGAGCUGAAAUCUGUUACGUUUUUCCCGUUUUUAUUGGGGGGGAGAAAAAAAAUCUCCUUUCUGACAUUCCAGUGAAACGUCAGUAGCUUACUGUGCUGUUUGCUGCUGUUUUUCUGCCUGUCUAGAGGCGGCUAGUUGCCUUCUGACACACAUGAGCUGUCUUUAGGGGUCUUAAGAAUGUGAAGCACUCCCUGCAUUUUUAUUAAUAUCACACAUUUUACUUGCCACUGCAUCUGAACUUGCAGCAAGGCGUAGGUAGCAAGUUGUUCAAAGAUGAAUUCCACCAUUCCUGUUAAUUUCACCUGCUUUGUAAAUAGAUAAAAGGGGAGGGGCUCAAGGAUCAAACCUGAUUAAAACUACCAGUAACUGUACACGUGUAAAGCCUCUUGUUAAUAUAUAUUUAAUAAUCUUUGUUAUCAAGUUUUGGGGCUCUCUUUCUUGUUUUGUGUGGUUAAGUAGCCCUACAAGCUGAGCUACUGCAAGUGUCUCCUUCCUUAUUUAUUUGUGAUUUGGCCUUGAAAAUUAUGUAAUGAAAUAAACAAGUUUGUGUUGUUAA